This is a messenger RNA of Anoplopoma fimbria (sablefish), 924 nucleotides long. RefSeq lists its product as uncharacterized. The transcript has 6 exons. The coding region runs from base 126 to 839 and encodes 237 amino acids. The record is from RefSeq and is a predicted model, not a curated record. NCBI's taxonomy places the organism in Eukaryota, Metazoa, Chordata, Actinopteri, Perciformes, Anoplopomatidae.
GUGACGUCAUACGACUCCGUCAGUCGUUUAGAGAAUCGGGCUCUGCUUUUGUUUCGUUUCCUCUGUACACAUGGCAGGUUAUGUUUGUCUUAGUUUGCAGGUGAUGGUGUGAUCUCUCUGUUGCCAUGAGUACUCUCUUUGCCUGUGAGGACCCAGCCACAUGGAGGACUGUGUAUGGGAAAUAUUGGGAUGUGGUGGAGGCAAAGUCCAAAAGCAAGAAACCUGGAAAGCUGCUGAACCUCGACAAGUGGUACCAAGAGGAGCUGCCUACACUCAUUUCAAGUCGACCUGACAAACAUGUCACUCAAUCAGAGCUGGUGAAACUGAUGGAGUGGAAGCUCACUAGAGGGAAGUUCAGGCCGAGGCUGCAGCAGCUGGUGGCUUCCAACAGUGAGGACACCGUGGAGAAAUGCUCCAGAAAGGCCUUCAGCCUCCUUCCUGAUGUGCAGGCAGCGAUCACAGAGCUCAGCACCCUGAAAGGAGUAGGCCCAGCCACUGCUUCAGCUGUGUUGGCAGCAGGAGCUCCAGAACAGGCUGCAUUCAUGUCCGAUGAAGCCAUGGAGAGUGUACCAGGACUAAAGCCCAUCCAAUACACAGCCAAGCACUACAGUCUGUACUUGGGCAAAAUGGUUGAGUGCACUGAAAAACUAAACAAAGUGGAUCAGCAGCAGGACUGGACGCCCCACAGAGUGGAGUUGUGUUUGUGGGCGUUGACCACAGCCAAACAGCACCAGCUCCCACUUCUAAAGGAAGUUGAUGUGAAGGCCAGCAGUGUGAAGGAGAAGCGCUCAGAUGCCGACACUGACCAGAGACCAACAAAGAAGCUCAAAACAAGAUAAAAAAAAAAUCUUGCACAGUACUUUUUUUACAUUAAACUUGCUUUAUUGUUUGUCAGUUGUUUUUUUUGUCAUUUUCCAAAAUAAU